This is a messenger RNA of Dicrocoelium dendriticum, 980 nucleotides long. NCBI's taxonomy places the organism in Eukaryota, Metazoa, Platyhelminthes, Trematoda, Plagiorchiida, Dicrocoeliidae. The record is from the annotation of a GenBank genome assembly.
CUGGUUGGCUGCAGGGUGCUGCGGUAAACUGCCCGGCGCAGGCGAAUCUUCAUUUGCUAUGGGUCACGUGUGACGCAGAACAUCACUGAAGCCAUAUGGCAGAGUUUAACAUUGGAGCCAACUGUGCCUAUCGCAACUGCAAGCGACUUGAUUUUCUUCCGAUUCAAUGCGACCAAUGCAAGCAGUUAUUCUGCAAACACCACAGCUCCCCAACCGUCCACGAGUGCGCGUCCACCGAGCAUGAACACAACCCACCCCGAUUGUCAGCACACACCCAAUUCACGUCUGAGUGUCAACUGCCCGGAUGCAACAAGCGGGAGCCAGUUUUGCUCAUAUGUGAAGCAUGUGACAAAGCAUUUUGUGUGGGUCACAAACAGAAAGAAGCACAUGCAUGUGAAAAACUAUGGACUACCACAGACGAAGUCAGAGUGGCUCGGGAGCUUGGCCAACAAGUCUCCUCGCAGUUGGAUCGCACCUUGCUAGAAACUGUUUCUCGGCCUCUGAAUCGCUCUUCAAUGAACAUCGGCCUUUCCCUCUCCAACAACUCGUUAAACUCUCGGGCACGGACCACGGCUGCCAGACUCAACUUAAUGAAAGCCAAACUUAAAGCCAAACCUGCUGGGCGAGGGGCACAGGUGCUGCCAAGCGAUGAGCGUUUUGUGUUAAUUUUGACUCCUCCGUCGGACGCAACAUCCUCUUGUCCUUCUCUCGCCGACGGAUCCCCGUUCUACGUCGGACGGAAUUGGCCUCUUGGGAAACUACUGGACUUCGCAAUGGACCACUUCGGAAUAAAAGUGCCUCCUGAUCAGACGCUGGGAUUGGUACUCAUACCAAACGAUAUCUUGUCGUCUUCGGAAGAACAUCAACUUGGAGCAAUGGACUUUCUGAAUCUCAGUCAUUCCUUCACUGAAUAUGAACGGAAUGGUGUACUCUUCGAGGGAUCCGUGUUACGACCCACUCUCCGACCUAAAGCGUCGUAG